AUGGCGCUAAUCAACGUCACUAACACCCCCAUCCGCCAGCACCUCAAGGCCCAUUCGCAGACCGGCCGACGGCGCUACGACAGCUUCACGCUUGGUACGCGGCUUGGCAGCGGCAGCUUCGGCUUGGUCUACACGGCCACCGACGCCAAGCGCCGCCCCAUCGCGUUGAAGAUCGUCAAGCUAGAAAACCUCAAAAGCGUGGAAGCGACCCUCGAGCCGAUACAAGUCGAAACACAGUCCUGGCGGGCCUGCAAUGGUCACCACAACGUCGUCAAGCUCUACGCAUGCAAACGGGUCGACAACACGUUCUACUUCAGCAUGGAAGAAGCUGCCACCGACGUUUACACUCUUACUACCGCCAUCGGCGACCAGCAACACAGACUGCCCGAGCCCAUCGUGCAACGACUGAUGGCACAAGCAUUGGACGGUCUACUUUUCAUCCAUUCCCGAGGAGUCAUCCAUCGCGAUGUGAAACCAGACAACAUGCUUCUAUCCAGAGAUGGUCGUUUACUUCACACGGAUUUUGGGUGGAGCAGAGCACUGCCGUUGGGCCAAAAAGCAAGAACACGUGGUGGAACGGCGGAAUACUUGGCGCCUGAGAUCUUCCACAGCCGAUCUUAUAAGCACUCGCUUGAUCUCUGGGCGCUCGGGAUGUGCAUGUAUGAGUGGAUCGUUGGAAACAACUAUUUACUUCAGAAGAUGGAGGGCAAAUACAACGGAUACAAAGAAAAGAUUGCAUUCUUGGAGGUCAAUCAAGCCUUCUUCCCUCGUUGCUCACGAUCGACUGACCUCAUGCACUCCGGGGUUACACAGCCGGCCUUGGCUGUUUUGCAAGGACUUCUCGCCAUGAACCCUGAAGCGCGGCUCGGCUACUCUGAAGAGGAUCCUCGCAGGGUGUACGCCAGUUUGAUGGAUAUGCCCUUUUUCAAAGAAGUGAAGCACUGCGCCAACAUUCCCGCCGAGGUGGUAUCAAAAGCCUGUGCGCUGAAGCGUCGCCUCAGGCCCGAACGCGUCCAACGAGAUAUGAAGAAACUCGACGACUGGGAGAAGGCAGAGCUGCCAUCCGAAUACGACAACUUGUUCGCGCAAUUCGAGUGGAGCUGUGACGACCAUCCAGAGAAGGCUACAAAUGUUCGGGUGAAGCAGCCUUUACGGAAAAUUGGCCCGGCCGCAGCGCUUGGAUGCCCUUCGCCUAUGAAAUAUACGCCAAGCCGCAUGCCAGUCAAACGACAAAUCUUUCCGCAGAUCCCGGAUUUCGUCCCACGCAAGGUCGGUCGUGUGGCUUCCGAAACUGAU
Messenger RNA from Mesorhabditis spiculigera, 1296 nucleotides. Lineage: Eukaryota; Metazoa; Nematoda; Chromadorea; Rhabditida; Rhabditidae. The record is from the annotation of a GenBank genome assembly.